AUGAUCAGUCACUCCCACCCAUAUCUGCUUGGUUCCCUUACCUUCCCUCUGCCGCACCUCUUCUCCAGCAUCAUCCUCCUCCCUGCCCCACCCAGCAAUGGAAGCGAUAUGCUGGAAAACCAUCCUGGGCCGUCUUUCAACGUCCUGGCGCUUACCUUCGAUAUCCCGAACUAUGAGAGGGUGGACGUGAUUAGAGGUGAAGACCCGGCUGGUCGAGAGCCGGAUUUAGAGGUGUCUCCCCGGAAUACCAGCAGACUCGGUGGAGGAUGGGACUGGGGAGCUUCUCAUGAGGUUAUCACGAUUUCCGCGGCCCCCGCUCUCCCCUCUCCUCCACCCUCGCCUGUCUACAACACCACCCACCACCGACGACCUCCAUCCAUAACGACAAUCGCCCCUCCCACAGCUCCCUUUCAAGUUCGCCCCACCUUUACUGUAGAGGCGAGAGCCAUACAAGAAGCUGAUGACCUCCUGCGUCGUCGGCUCUCAUCAUCUCAACGGGCAGGAGAAGGGGACGAGGGUUCUGCCAUAUGGUUCGGUUGA
Messenger RNA from Cryptococcus wingfieldii CBS 7118, 540 nucleotides. RefSeq lists its product as hypothetical. The record is from RefSeq and is a predicted model, not a curated record. NCBI's taxonomy places the organism in Eukaryota, Fungi, Basidiomycota, Tremellomycetes, Tremellales, Cryptococcaceae. Bases 1 to 540 code for a protein of 179 amino acids. The transcript has a single exon.